Carassius carassius (crucian carp) is the source of this 1140-nucleotide messenger RNA. Its product is annotated as phospholipid scramblase 1-like. Gene Ontology annotation, biological process: plasma membrane phospholipid scrambling. Gene Ontology annotation, cellular component: plasma membrane. NCBI's taxonomy places the organism in Eukaryota, Metazoa, Chordata, Actinopteri, Cypriniformes, Cyprinidae. The transcript is spliced from 7 exons. The coding region runs from base 122 to 814 and encodes 230 amino acids. Gene Ontology annotation, molecular function: phospholipid scramblase activity. The record is from RefSeq and is a predicted model, not a curated record.
GUGAGUUUUGGUCUUGUAAAUAGAUUUGUGCAACAGAUUUAACGCGUCCGCGAGCGUCACGCUGCUUGUAAACCACGCGUUUGAUUUGUAUUUGCUUGAGGGAUAAAUCUGAUAAGGCAACAUGCAGCCUAUGGAUAUGUAUAUGGUUCCCAAUCAAGGAAUACCAGGCUUUCCACCGGGAUUAGAAUACCUGACACAGGUGGAUCAACUUCUUAUCAAACAGAAAGUUGAGCUUAUUGAAGCUUUGGCAGGCUUUGAGAGCAAUAAUAAGUAUGAGAUCCGUAACUCCAUGGGUCAGAACGUGUUUUACGCGGUGGAGGAGAACGACUGUCUCACCCGUCAGUGCUGCGGCCCGCUGCGAUCCUUCACCAUCCGCAUCCUCGAUAACUUCGGACAGGAGAUCAUCACAGUCAGCCGUCCUCUCAAAUGCAUGUCCUGCUUCUUCCCUUGUUGUCUGCAAGAGCUGGAGAUCCAGGCACCUCCAGGGAACACAGUGGGAUAUGUUCUUCAGCAGUGGCACCCUUUCCUCCCCAAGUUCACCAUAGAGAACGAGCGCCGGGAGCCGGUUCUCAAGCUCCAGGGGCCGUUCUGUGGCUGGAGCUGCCUGCCAGACGUGGACUUCGAGAUUCUGACCAUGGAUGAAGUCAGUAUUGGAAAGAUCAGCAAACAGUGGACCGGACUUCUCCGGGAGGCAUUCACAGAUUCAGACAACUUUGGGAUCCAGUUCCCCAUGGAUCUGGAUGUGAGAAUGAAGGCAGUGAUGAUCGGAGCCUGCUUUCUCAUUGACUUCAUGUUUUUUGAGACGAAUAACUAGUUGCUAUGCAGACGGUGUUUUAACGUGGGGCUUUCUGGAAACGGGUGAAAGAGAAUAUGUUUACCCUUGCACAUCAUACAUCUGUGAAAUCCAGUGGAAUGCAUGUGAAUAUGAAGCCAGCGGUGUAGAAGAACGGUGAUUUUAGAGACUGUGAACUAGCUUGAGGUGUGUGAUAUAGCUGGUUGUACCGUUUAAAGUGUAUUGUUUUAUUUUAAUUUUAACCUUUUUUUUCUCAUCUAUACAUAACAGAUUAACAUAUAUGGCAUUAAAAGGAAUAGCUCACCUCAAAAUAAUUAAAUAAAUAAAUCUGCCACUAUUUACUCCAA